AUGGAACAUAUUGCUGUGACCCUCCUUGUUUGCUUCGCGCUUAUUCAUUGGAGUUUCACUCAUGUGCCCCUUAGGGCCGCAUUGCAGGAACUACGACAAGGGCUGCUGUAUCCUGGUGGCACUGACGACCUGCACCAGAAGAGGAUCGAUGUGGAACUGGAUCAAGUCCGUGUGGCGAAUCGCCGGUUAAGUAGUCGUUUUAUGGUUAACCUGCUGUUCCUCUUGCUUUUUCGGACUGUGACGCUGUGUUGCACUUCGCCUUCAGCGAGCCGGUGUGCUGAAUGUAUCUUAGUGCUGACGGUCUACCUUCAUGACAUGCAGGUAGCGCAUGGCAAGGUGGAGUUGAGUGUGAAACGAGUUCGCCUCAUCAACUACGGAUUGCGCGUGGCCAUUGGUCUUUUUGCUUUCUUCAAUGACCCUCAGGACAGCCCCUAUGGGGACAAGUUCAUGCUCUUGGCGACCGUGUCUAUCUCGUUGGAGGCGCUGGACUGGUUCGCGACCACGCUGCAUGCCUUCAGUCUGGCUUCCCUGCGACUAGGAACAGCGCUGAUGCGGCAGAAUUUGGGGGUCCAUCUCAUUUUGGAGGUGCUCUCCUACUUGUUGGUCGUGGUAGUGGCCUGGUUGUACGAGCAUCAGACCAGAGCGCGCAUUUCCGCGGUGAUCAGGUCCGACGAGACGGCGUCGAUUCUGGCUGGCUUUCGACGUGUUUUGCGGGGCGUUGCAGAUGGAGAUGUCCUCCUAGACCAGGACUUGAACAUUGUAGGCAGCCAAAAUACGCUGCACCGCCUGAUGGAGUCGGAUUUUUCCGAUUCCAGGGAUUCCAGUUUCGUGGAGCUUCUGAGUGCAGCAGACCGCCCCAAAUUCCUGGACUUUGUCUCCGUCUCUGCCUCCUCCGGUGCCACCUCCCCCAGUAGCUUUCCUCGUGGGCUGCGGGUGACUCUUUGCGGCCGUUCCAGUGACACUGGGCGGCGCGGGCGCUCGCUCUCAGUGGAUCUCUUCCAUGUGGCGCUGCCGGGCUAUCACCUCUUGGCCAUCAAGGAGGACCCUGAGAGCGGGUCGCUGCUGGAGGAAGCACCGAGCUCCCAACCACUGAUACUCCCAGCCAUCAGGGUGAGAAGCGAGGCUCCAAGCGGUGGACGCUCCAGCAGGGCAUCCACGGCCAGUAGCAGAAACGAAGUGGUGGACAUUUGUCAGGAGUUGGAAGAGGUGACCCUGCUGGUCAACACUCAAUUUGAGGCCCUGGAUGUGGAGGAAACACACCUUCGCUUUGCACGGCGGCCUUGGAUCGCAGACGAGGAGGGCAUGGACGAGAUGCCCAGUUUGAAGAAGUUUGCCGGCGCCACGGAGUGGCGGGGCCUGAAGAAGAACAUCAGAAGGUAUGUGGAGGCGGCCAGGCAGUCUGGCCGAGCACCACGAGCCAUUCACUUGGGACCCUUGAUGAUUCGAUUGCCCGGGCAGUCACAUAACUACCUCCGAGCGCGGGACGCCACCCUCAGCACUCCAAAUCGCCGCAUCGACGCCGAUGAACCCAUGCGCCUAUGGCUGCACCUCACCAAAUUCGAUAAGGGAAGGCUCCGAAAGGUGCACGAACCCACGCUGAAUGAGAUCUCAGAACGCAGAGCCGAAAUUUGA
Messenger RNA from Cladocopium goreaui, 1632 nucleotides. The record is from the annotation of a GenBank genome assembly. Lineage: Eukaryota; Dinophyceae; Suessiales; Symbiodiniaceae.